This is a messenger RNA of Podospora pseudopauciseta, 2613 nucleotides long. RefSeq lists its product as uncharacterized. Gene Ontology annotation, molecular function: copper ion binding; oxidoreductase activity. The record is from RefSeq and is a predicted model, not a curated record. The coding region runs from base 328 to 2613 and encodes 761 amino acids. The transcript is spliced from 3 exons. NCBI's taxonomy places the organism in Eukaryota, Fungi, Ascomycota, Sordariomycetes, Sordariales, Podosporaceae.
AUCAACCAGACCUCGACCACAGGGGGGGAGGCCAUUGACAGCGGAGAGAGAUGGCCAAAUGUCAUCACCACUAUGCCAGAAUGUCAAUAUCAGUCCAUCUACCUACACGUCAAACAUGCUACUUCAUGUCGUGCAACAUCGUGUUCCGGUGGCUUUGGACCGUCGACUAGUCGUUUUGUUUACUGCAGCAUCACAACAUCCCGCCCGCUCUGCUGGAUCCCACAUUUGACCCAAUACGAGAAACCUGACCAAUGCCGCAUGCGUCAGUUACUAUCGGCCCGGACGACAACUCCUCCGAGCUGUCAGGCCCCGUGAGCCGGAUUGAAGAUGCCGGGCGUGAAUGACCUCUCUGAUAUCCCACUGACCACUACCGUGGUUGAUAGGGACCAGCUCCAGCAGGCAGUCCACCUCCAAGAGCCCCUCCCCUCCUUUCACCACGGAGUGAUUAUUGUCGACUUUGACCCCAACAUGAGACUUCAAGAUGUGCUGCUCGCCGCUGUCAUAGCGCGAGUGUACGGAAAUCCGGACCCCCUAUCCGAAGCCAAACUCGAGACGCCUGCUGGGGGAUUCGAUUGGGAUCCUGCCGAGGCUGACCCUGUUGACCAUGGGGGAUAUACCAGCAGCUGGCAUCACAAGCUUCACAGUCGUGAUGAGGCGUCACACCGUGGAUUGACGUUCCAUCCUGAGGGCGCACCGGGCAACUUUCGAUGUCACUAUCCACAGCUUGACCCUGAGAUUUGGGAGUCAUGCAACAGGGCAAACUCUCGGACGUGUUGGUUGAGAAUGAAGAGGCCGGACAGUGAGGGGAGAAUUUACGGUUAUGAUAUUCACACCAACUAUGAGGUUGCUGCGCCCACUGGCGUCUCGCGAUACUACACUAUUGAUGUUGCGACUGGAGUGAUCUACCCAGAUGGCUUCCCGAAACAAGCAUUGUUGUUCAACGGCACCUACCCAGGACCUCGUCUCGAGGCAUGCUGGGGUGAUGAACUCGUCAUCACUGUCAAGAACUCCCUCCCCAACAUGGGCACCCAGAUCCACUGGCACGGAAUCCGACAACUGUUCACCAACGACAUGGACGGGGUUGCCGUCACUCAGUGUCCCAUUGCCCGAGGCCACACCUUCCAGUACAAGUUCAGGGUGCUCCAAUACGGGUCGGCGUGGUACCACAGCCAUUAUUCACUUCAAUACAGCGACGGUCUCUGUGGUCCUCUUGUUAUCCAUGGCCCUGCCAGUGCCAACUAUGAUGUCGAGGCUGAGCAGACGUUGAUGGUGUCUGACUGGGUGCGUGACAGUGCCUUCAGCGAGUUCCAUCAAGAAAAGACCAACGAAAUUGCAAAGGCAAACGUCAAGAUGGACACGUUCCUCCUGAACGGAAAGGCAGGCAUGAAUGCAGUUGGUGGACCGGGAAACUCACCAAGAGACGUUGAAGCCUACAGCGUGACACGGUUCACCUCUGGCAAGAAACACCGUCUCCGUCUCAUCAACAGCGGAUCCGGCGCCACCUUUGUCGUCUCCAUCGACGACCACCAGUUCACCGUCAUCGCCAACGAUCUUGUUCCUAUCCGGCCCUACACCACCGACCGCUUGGUCAUUGCCGUAGGCCAACGCUUCGACGUCAUCGUCGACGGCCAAAGAGAAGGCACAGGCAACUACUGGCUCCGCGCCCAACCCGCCGACGGCUGCAACGCCUUCAAAAAGGGAGUGUUCAACUCGACCGCCGGCGCCAACACGACCUACCCCCUAGACACCCGCGUAGGCAUCAUCAGCUACCCGUCCCUCCGCUCCCUCGCCCUCCCCGCCAGCCUCUCAACCACCACCGACUUCUCCUGCCUAGACGCCCAAUCCUCCAUGGUCCCCGUAGUCCCCUGGACCAUCGCCCGCGAGCCCCUCAACCCUUUGUCUCUCUCCACCUUCUACAACGCGCGCCAGACAGUCCCCGACCAAACCCUAGGCCAGUCAGGCAACUACUCCCACUGGCUCUUACGCUUAGACCCCAACAUAGAACACCAAACCGGCAAGUCGAUGCACUCCCCCUUCUGGCUCGACUUCUCCAACCCAACCCUCCUCAACCUCACCGGCGCGGCCGCAAACCCAAGCUACAACAUCGUCUACUACCCUUACCGUCGCGAAGGGUUCAUCUACAUGAUCAUUGACUCCUCCCUCCUCCCAGGGACUCACCCCUCCCAACUAGGGUCACAGAUCGUCCCCAACAGGGGUGCGCACCCGAUGCACUGGCACGGGACAGAUGUUGUCAUCUUGGGGCAGUCAAACGAACGGUUCGAUCCUGUGACGAGCCCGGGGACGUGGAAUUAUGAGAACCCGCCUAGGAGGGAUACGGUUGUUGUUCCGGGGGGUGGCGGGUAUGUAGCUGUUGCUUUUCGGCCGGACAAUCCGGGGGUUUGGCUUGUUCAUUGCCAUAUCAGCUGGCAUGCUAGUAGUGGGUUGGCGUUGCAGAUGGUGAUUCAGGGGGAGGGGGGGGUGGACGGGGGGAUUUAUGGGGUUUUGGGGAGGAGGGCGGUGGAUAGGCUUGUUGGGGGGUGUGAGGAGUGGGAGGGGGAUUUGGGGAGGGGGGACUUGGAAGAGAUGGUGGAGAAGGAUGAUUCAGGGAUUUGA